AUUCGGUACUCGUACUUCGUAUUGACCAAAGUGUUUUAUACGAGCAACUACAGGACGUCUUUGCUGUUCGUGUUAUCUUUUACUCCGUAGUCGAUGACAAUAUAUCCAUCCUCAGCGCUUUGCUCAAUGACAUCACACCGUCGUCGUCUACCCAUGCCGCCGCAGAAUGAGCCUUCGCGGAAAUCACCUCUACACCAAUGGACCUGAAGUUCAAGGCGCAUUUGGCGUAGACAGCCUCCCUCUCACCACAGUCGCCCAUAUCAUAUCCUACCUCGACGACGAUGCGCCCUCGCUGGCCCGCCUGUGCCGCACGUCGCGCGUGCUCUAUUACAUGACCCUCCCGCAGUUGUGGAAACGCGUGGUGCUGAAGUCACACAGUACCGUACACUAUCGAGAUGAUGUCCCAGAGGGUCUCGGAAGUGCGAGCCCUUUCUCCAUGGGCCUCAACGCCCUCGUCACCCGGAAUGUCGCGGCCUUGGUCUACUCGUUGGUGCUUGAAGGCGACUACAAGAGCUUGGAUCUGGAAGAAUACUCGAGGGCUGGCCGGGUCUCCGAGAGCACAAUGAUACUCAACAUAGCGAUUCGCGCAGCCAUAAGCCAGUGUGUCCAACUCGAGAAGUUUAGGUGGGAUCUGAACGUGCGCAUCCAGGCCAACGUGUAUGCCGGACUCGGAAAGCUUUCAAGACUGGAGUCAUUAUGGAUACGUUUCCAGACCAAUAGGUUACCACAACCUCAUACCGAGAUCCCAGCUCUCCCAAACCUGAGAUCGUUCACUUUCACCCACUACGAUCCGAUGUGUUAUCCGGACGAUGUCUCGACGUUGUUUCUCAACUCGGAGAAGCUCGAAGACCUCAAUAUGCACUUUUCGCCACGGAUGAGGGAACAAGGCGAAGCAUCGGUGGUGUUGACUCGAUUCUUCCGCAAGAACAUGAAUGCCAACAAGAAGCUCCGAUUGAAACGUAUUGGACUCUAUAAUUUACUGGCGAACUCCGAGUCUGCUGAGUGUAUGGCAGUUAUGGAUCCCGUGAGGAUCGAGGAGGUUACGGCGCUGAAUACGUUUGGCAUGGACGAGGACGAACUGCAUCGAAGUAACACACUGUUUAUCGAUCGGACCUGGUUUGUCCCUAACCCGAAAGAGACCCACAAUGCCAAAUCCUUGCGGAUAGAUCAGCUACAUAAAAUGCACGCGCAGGAAAUUGCCGCAUCGCCGGAUCUGGAGCGGCUGUAUCUGAUCAAUGCCCGCCAUAGGCGUGAUGGCGUCAAUGGUGAACCGUCUCCCAGCUCCUUGGAUGCGUCGCCCCGUACCGUCAAUGGAGAGAACAGAUCUUCCCGGAAUACACCAACGCACACGACAGCCCCCAUGAUGAGUCUCCGUGACCUUUACCUGGACAACAUCUGCAAUGGCUGUGGACCGAAGUUGAAGCAUCUCAUCUUUCCCUCGCGUUGGCCAUUGCAUAGUACAUUGACCGCGAAGUUGAUUCGGUCGUGUCCGAACUUGACGCAGUUCAGUGCCGCCAUCCCGUGCUCCGAUAUGGAAAUCCUCCGUAUGGUCAUCCCGUUCUUGACGAAGCUGUGGGCGAUUAGGGUUGUGGCGCCGAGGACGUACGGCGAGGAAGGCGACAAGGCACUCGCAGUGUUCCAUUCUUUUGUCGACCAACCGGAUUCCAUGCUGGAGGAGAGCAUCAGCAGGAGUUUGACGCAACGAGGUCCGGCUGGGUCUGUCCCUGAUUUUCCAGUUCUGCGGUAUAUUGGUAUAGGACACAAAGUCUGGGAAAUUGGGUCUGUGUACGAGGAGAAGGUGAAGUUGAAGAGUCCGGUGCACAUGAACACGCCGGCGGAGAGUAGUGACUCAUCACCCUACGAAGAGACGAUAUAUCGCCGGAAAUUGACGAGGAUUUACGAACGAGACGUUGCCCAAGUGGAGAUUUGGAAGAUGGAUACUAUGGACAUUGUCUGAGUCUGCAGAGCACAUGGAUUUUGAUACCCCCGCGAUCGGCGAUGAGUUUCGUUGUCAUAAUGAUACGACAUGGUCGAGCUCGCCCUGCAUCCAGUGAUGAGCGAUGGUUGGGAGUCGGGCCAUUCAUCUUCCAAGUCGUCCAGGAACAUAAACUGCAUGAGACUCAGGACAUGAAGAGCAAUUCCGAACAACAACCGAAGACGAUUCAGAUGAGGGAGCAAGAAUCCAAAACUGUAUUCGAAGCGGGCUUUCGACGUUUGAUCCGCGUUUAUCUUGUUGUUUGCUCAUCACACAGUCAGCCUAAGACAUCGGCGAAAUCCCCAAAGUACCAGUAGAGUUAUAGCAUUGGACUGGAUUGGUGAUUGCUAUGUGUACAUAUGGGAGCAUAAUGCAUUAAUAGAAGGAUGGAAUAUAUUGGGAAUUGGG
This is a messenger RNA of Exophiala oligosperma, 2383 nucleotides long. RefSeq lists its product as uncharacterized. Gene Ontology annotation, molecular function: protein binding. Bases 167 to 1957 code for a protein of 596 amino acids. The transcript has 2 exons. Lineage: Eukaryota; Fungi; Ascomycota; Eurotiomycetes; Chaetothyriales; Herpotrichiellaceae. The record is from RefSeq and is a predicted model, not a curated record.